Messenger RNA from Meloidogyne enterolobii, 393 nucleotides. The record is from the annotation of a GenBank genome assembly. NCBI's taxonomy places the organism in Eukaryota, Metazoa, Nematoda, Chromadorea, Rhabditida, Meloidogynidae.
UUUGUUAUUUUCCAUUUUAUUUCUGGUAUUUUCUAUGCUCUCCAUUUUUCUAUUUCAAGUAUUUUGGUAUUUAUUCUGUGUCUGGAUCGGUGUUUAGUAAUUAAAAUGAGUAAUCUUUGGGAGGAGAAAAAACGAAAAAUGUUUAUUAAAUUGGGAAUAUUUUUUGUAAUAAUUGUGUAUUUUGGAUGUGGAUUUAGUUAUGUUUUUGAAUUGCCGUUGGAUUAUAAAAUUCGUAAGUCUUAUUAUUAUUUGAUAGGUAGACAUAGAUAUUUUUUGUGGCUUGGUUACGAUAUAAUUUUGAAGUUCAUGAAUCUUUCGGGGUUACGAUACGUAAUAAUGUACUGUACAAAAUUCUUAACUUUAUUCAUAAGGAUGAGUAGGUACAAGGGAUAG